UAUGUCGAGUAUCCAUUAAUUAUGUGGCUUUGACAGCAGAAGGCCUCUUUCACUAUUUUCUGGUUACCACUUAACAGAACAGAAUUAGGAUGCCAUUAUCCGGCGCCAAAAUGGCGACUACAAUCCAUUCUUACCCACUACCGAAUGUUGGGAAAUACCCAUUUUUUGAAAUCAAAGAUUGCUACAAAAAUGGAGUUUUAAGAUCAAGUAGUAAAAAUGGAACUAAUAAAUUGAAGCUAAAAGGAAGGAAUGAGCAUAUCAGAUUUGUCACUUAUGCUUCUAAUGUCUCACUUUCUGAUACUUCAUUUCCAACAGAUUACUCUGAACUUCUUUCUCAGGCAAAAGAAGCAACUGAAUUGGCAAUGAAGGAUAAUAUACAGCUUAUGGAGAUUGAGUUCCCAACUUCCGGAUUACAGUCAGUGCCAGGUGAUGGUGAAGGUGGUAUCGAGAUGACUGAAAGCAUGCAGUUGAUUCGUGAGUUUUGUGACAGCCUUGUCCCUCCAGAAAAAGUUACUCGGACCAGGAUAUUUUUCCCUGAAGCAAAUGAAGUGAAGUUUGCAAGAGAGUCCACUUUUGGAGGAGUUUCAUUCAAAUUAGAUUACCUGACUAAGCCAUCCUUUUUUGAGGAUUUUGGCUUUAGCACAAAAGUCAAAAUGGCCGACCGUGUGCGACCUGAAGAUGAGCUUUUCCUUGUUGGAUACCCAUAUUUCAAUGUUCAAGAGAUGCUUGUUGUGGAAGAACUUUAUAAGGAGGCUGUUGUCAACACUUCUAGGAAAUUGAUUGUUUUCAAUGGAGAAUUGGAUCGAAUAAGAUCGGGAUACUACCCUAAAUUCUUCUACCCAAAGUUGGCAGAACUUACCAAAACACUGUUCCCGAAAAUGGAGACCGUUUAUUACAUCCAUAAUUUCAAAGGACGGAAUGGUGGUACUCUUUUCAGACGUUAUCCUGGUCCAUGGCAGGUUCUUAGAAGGGCGGGAAAGAUGGGUGACAAGUACAUUUGUGUACACGAACGAGAAACUAUGCCAUCACUGAAGGAAGUUGCCUUGGACAUACUGCAAUCGGCUUGAUCUUCCAUCUUUCUGCGCGUCCAAGUCUUCCGUAUAUUGGUCUUCUGGUAAUUAAGAUUCAGGUAUACUCUAUAUGUUAUGUAUUUUAAAGACUACUCCAAACUGAAUUGGUUGUUGUAAGCUGUUCAGCAGUUUUCUUGGACAUGUAAGUUCAAGCUGCUGUUUUCAAGUGUGCAACUUUUGAAGGACUUAAGAUGUGAUUAGAGGAAUUUCGAGAAACGAUCUCUGAGCAUCUGAUGCAACAUCACUUGCAUAUAAUGAUCAUAUGAAUUAUCAAUAGUAGAAUGACAUACUCUUGAUGUGUGAUGAUUACGUUGUAAAUCAGGCAUGAACUAGACCGAACAAAUAUAUUACUACGUCGAAUUCGUCGGACCGAACGGAGAUAUUAAAACGUGAAUUCCACAA
Molecule: messenger RNA, 1472 nt
Organism: Amaranthus tricolor (Joseph's coat)
Lineage: Eukaryota; Viridiplantae; Streptophyta; Magnoliopsida; Caryophyllales; Amaranthaceae
Product: protein LPA3
Exons: 9
Coding region: 90-1067 (325 amino acids)
Source: RefSeq, a predicted model, not a curated record